Molecule: messenger RNA, 1223 nt
Organism: Telopea speciosissima
Lineage: Eukaryota; Viridiplantae; Streptophyta; Magnoliopsida; Proteales; Proteaceae
Product: adenylate isopentenyltransferase-like
Exons: 1
Coding region: 108-1181 (357 amino acids)
Biological process (GO): cytokinin biosynthetic process; tRNA modification
Cellular component (GO): mitochondrion
Molecular function (GO): tRNA dimethylallyltransferase activity
Source: RefSeq, a predicted model, not a curated record
CAUCAUCCACUGUUAGUUCCUUCCUUCCUUCGUUUCUGUAUGUACGAUGCCGUAGAAGCAGCAGCAGAUACUCAUCAGCUGGGUCUGGCUCUCCCGUCCUUCUUCCUAUGAGACUACUUCCACUGUCAAAUGGUUACUACUGCGACAACAGAGCUCAAUCGUCCUUCGACUUCCUCCAGGUGAUCCAUCCAUUCCAAACCAAACUUGUUCGAAGACCCCCCAAAUGGGUCCGCAUGGAGUCGUCCACCACCACCACCAACACCCAUCGUCUCCAUCGUAACAGCAAGGACAACAAGAAGAAGCUCGUGGUCAUCCUGGGUGCCACCGGCUCCGGCAAGUCACGCCUCUCAAUCGACCUCGCCACUAGUCUCUCCUUCACCUGCGAAGUCAUCAACUCCGAUAAACUGCAAGUCUACAGUGGCCUCGACAUCACUACCAACAAAAUCUCAAUGCUCGAUCGACGCGGCGUUCCCCACCACCUCCUCGGCUUCUUCGAUGCUCACCGAGAGUUCUCCCCUUCCGAUUACCGCUCCCUUGCCGACUCAACCAUCUCAUCCAUCUCGGCACGCAAUCGAUUACCCCUUCUCGUGGGUGGCUCCAAUUCGUUCAUCCAUGCACUACUCGCACAACGAUUCAAUCCCAACUCAAAUUUGUUAGACUCGGGGGUGUCUAACGAAUUACGUUACAACUGUUGUUUCAUCUGGGUGGAUGUGUGCUUCGAUGUUCUCUGCAACUACCUCCGUGUCCGAGUGGACGACAUGCUCGAAGACGGUAUGUUCGAAGAGCUCUCCGAGUUCUACAACCCGGACGAGUCCGACUCGAGUAUAGGUAUCAGGAAAGCAAUCGGGGUUCCUGAGUUCGACCGGUAUUUCAGAAGGUUUCCGCCAUGGAGGAGGAGGAAGAGCACUGAUCUCGAGGAAGAUGUGCAGACGGAAAAGGAGAGAAAGAGAGCGUUCGAAGAGGCAGUGGUGGAGAUAAAGGAAAACACGUGCGAGCUAGCGAAGAUACAGAUGGGGAAGAUCUUACGGCUAAGAUCGGCUGAGUGGGACCUGAGAAGGUUGGAUGCGACGGAGGCGUUCAGGGCGGUGUUGGCUAAUGAUACAGGGAAGAGGGCGGAGGUCUGGGAGAGGGAAGUGGUGGGGCCAUGCGUGAAGAUUGUGAAGCAUUUCCUUGAGGAGUAGUUAGUUUUUCCCCAACCUCCCUCUCUCUCUCUCAUUUCAUUU